Messenger RNA from Guyanagaster necrorhizus, 1149 nucleotides. Its product is annotated as t-SNARE. The record is from RefSeq and is a predicted model, not a curated record. Gene Ontology annotation, molecular function: SNAP receptor activity; SNARE binding. Lineage: Eukaryota; Fungi; Basidiomycota; Agaricomycetes; Agaricales; Physalacriaceae. Gene Ontology annotation, cellular component: endomembrane system; SNARE complex; membrane. Gene Ontology annotation, biological process: intracellular protein transport; vesicle fusion; Golgi to vacuole transport. Bases 1 to 798 code for a protein of 265 amino acids. The transcript has 6 exons.
AUGAGCUUCCAAGACAUCGAGGCAGGCUAUUCAGCCAACUCGUCGUCGUCAAGUGGUCCAAUCUCCAGUGAAGAUGCCGCCUUUAUGUCCCUCCAGUCGUCCCUCUCUCUCCAGGUUUUCAAGAUCAAUGCCAAUAUCCAGGGCAUUCGCAAGCUCGUAGAGCAGCUGGGAACACCAAGAGACUCGAAUGUGCUUCGUAAACGGCUGCAUGACUUGACAGAGAGCUCACAGUCAAUGGUCAAACGCGGUUCAGAGGACCUGAAGAAACUGGCGGUCCUUCAAGGAGGUCUUCCACACCAACAUGCCUCCCUGCAGAAGACAUCUCACGACUUUCAACUGUCUCUGUCUUCAUUCCAACAUGCGCAAAGAGCCAGUGCGGAGCGACAACGAACAGUCGUGGAGGGGGUCCGUAUGGCUGUGGAGGACGACCAUGACCAUCAACCCGGCGACCCUGUCCAACACCAAUCUCUCCUCCUUCAGUCCCGUCUCUCGCCGCACGAACUCGCAUAUCAGGAAUCCCUCAUCCAAGAACGCGAGAAUGAUAUUAGGGAGAUUGAGUCGGGCAUUCACGAGCUAGCAGAAAUAUACCGGGAUUUGGGGACGAUAGUUGGGGAGCAAGGGGAAAUGCUUGAUAACAUUGAGGCCAACAUAUCAGCAGUAGCUGUGGACACAUCGCGGGCGUCCGAGGAGCUCACAACAGCUGCACAUUAUCAGCGCAAAGCCGGGAAGAGGGCCGCUUGCCUUAUGAUUGUUCUGACCAUUGUAACUGCUAUCGUGCUGUUAGCCGUCCUGUCCUAGUUGCCAGUGUGAUUUUUCUAUUUAUUUUUAUAUGCUAUGCAAUGUUUCCUUGCGUUGACAAACACAACCCAGCCAAUGAUUUAGCUCACAUUUACCCUGAAUCAGAACACUGCUGUCGGUAUUUACCUGCGCGGACAUACCGUCUUGAAGUUUACAAGAUCUCACAUCCCGGGUAGUGAUAAAGAUGUUGUACUGUAUGUAACCUGACGUCUAGAACAUGAAAAAAAGAAAACCAAAAUAUUACAUACAGUUCGUAUGACUCAAGGACUUCUCUUCAAUCUCUGCACAAUUAUUUACGACAGAUGGAAACUUCCUACACCCUCUUUAGUGGCAACCCGCAGCUUUUCCCGC